AUGGCUGCAAGAGUGCUGCUCCAACGGCGCGCUGUGGCGACCCUGAUGUUGGGAGGUGUCGCUCUGACCCCAACCGCCCUCUUCGCCGAAUCGCCAGACGCAGCCCGUCACCGAAGGAAGCCCAUCUACGACGACUUUGACAUCACAGCGACCAAGGCUCUCCCCCCGCCUUCCGCCGCUACCGAGGAGCCCGCCGCGCCGUCCUCCUCCGUCGUCAGCACCCCCCUCCCAGUUACUAUUACUCAAGACCGAGACCACCGAGAACCUCACCAACCCCACGGCCCGAGCCCGACCGACAGGCUAGCCGUCCAGAUCGGCAAGGCCCGCCUCUUCCUCUACCGCCACGCCCUCCGCGCCGAAGACGCCGUCAACCGCACCAUGGACCGCGCCUUCCACCUCGAGCAGUCCUUCACCAACACCAUCGCCUCGCUCGCCCCGCCGCGGGAGAGCGGCGAGAAGCUCAUGCCGGGGACCAUCUACGUGCUCGUCGCCGCCAUGGCCGGCAGCAUCAUCACCCGCCGGAGCAACAUCCUGCUGCGCGCCACCGCCCCCGUCGCCCUCGGCGUCGGUACCGGGUGGACCGUCCUGCCCAUCACCAUGGGCAACGUCGGCGACCUGGCGUGGAAGUACGAGCAGCGGUUCCCCGUCGUGGCGGAGAACCACAUCAAGAUGCGGGAGGGCAUCGAGAGGGGUAUCAGCUUCGCCAAGGUGCACAGCGAGCUGGGCGUGCGGUAUGUGGAUGAGAAGGUCACGGAUGCACGGGAAACCGUCGAGUCCUGGGUGAAGAAGGGCAAAUAAAAAAGUGUGUUCAUUGAAGACACUGUACCAUUAGAUUUCGAUAGAUUCAGAAAACAUAUGUCUUCUUUGUUGUUACAUUUCGCUGGGAACAUUAAAUGCCAGUGGGAAGUC
Sodiomyces alkalinus F11 is the source of this 909-nucleotide messenger RNA. RefSeq lists its product as hypothetical. Lineage: Eukaryota; Fungi; Ascomycota; Sordariomycetes; Glomerellales; Plectosphaerellaceae. Gene Ontology annotation, biological process: cristae formation. The coding region runs from base 1 to 798 and encodes 265 amino acids. The record is from RefSeq and is a predicted model, not a curated record. The transcript is spliced from 2 exons. Gene Ontology annotation, cellular component: mitochondrial crista junction; MICOS complex.